Messenger RNA from Anopheles darlingi, 911 nucleotides. Its product is annotated as protein D2-like. The transcript has a single exon. Bases 79 to 699 code for a protein of 206 amino acids. The record is from RefSeq and is a predicted model, not a curated record. Lineage: Eukaryota; Metazoa; Arthropoda; Insecta; Diptera; Culicidae.
UAAGAGGCCCGAGCGAUUGCUCUUUGUUAAUAGGGCGGCAUCUGGCCUCGAGUCAAAAAAAAAACUCUUCAGCAAAUUAUGUCGAUUAGCCGGUGCUCGACGAUAACCCGUUCUUUAUUCUCAACUUCGAUCCGCCUGUUCAGUUCCGUCGUUGCGAAAAACAUGGAAAAGCACGAAGUGGUUCCCGACGUUAUUCCGGUCGCACCGACCGCAGUGGCCAAAGUCUCCUAUCCGAGCGGUGCCGUCGUCAGCGAGGGAAACGUUCUAACCCCCACGCAGGUUAAGGACGUUCCGACGGUCGAGUGGAACGCGGAAGGGGACGCGCUGUAUACGCUCUGCAUGACCGAUCCGGACGCACCAAGUCGCAAGGAACCGACGUACCGCGAGUGGCACCACUGGCUGGUCGGAAACAUUCCCGGUGGCGAUGUGGCGAAGGGUGAAACACUGUCGGCGUACGUUGGUUCGGGCCCACCACCCGGCACCGGCCUGCACCGGUACGUUUUCCUGGUGUACAAACAGAAUGGCAAGCUAACGUUCGACGAGCCGCGGCUAACGAACACCAGCGGUGAUAACCGUGGCGGAUUCGCCAUUCGCAAGUUUGCCGAGAAGUACAAGCUGGGCAAUCCGGUUGCUGGAAACCUCUACCAGGCGGAAUGGGAUGAUUACGUUCCACUGCUGUACAAGCAGCUGGGAGCUUAGAGCGGAGGGACAGCGCCGCAGAAGCAGGGAAGGGCCACAAUUGGUUUCGAUUACAUUCGUUUAAAGAUGAAGAAUCGCGCAUUAAUUCUCGGGCUGCCGCCGUGCCCACGGGGCAUAGAAGUUGCUAGAAGCAAAAAAUCAAAAAGAGGAAAAAGUAAAUAAAAAUUAACUCCACUGAUAAGGACGGUUUCGUAAUGAUUUGCUUCCGCGGA